AUGAGUCAACCAUACGAUGGAAGGGGUACGGACCCAUACUCGGGAUCUACGAGAAGAGCACGCGAGAGAACACAAGGUGGAUAUUCGCGACAUCAACCAACAUAUUCAGAUCCCAUGGAAGAUGACCCGCCUGGCGAGCUCAGGGCUCCUCCUCCUCGCCGACCCAUGGGCGCAAAUACCAUGGGACAAUCCAGGAUUCCAAAAUCUAAGCACGCGAUAGACAGAAGUGGGAACUCUGGCCUCACCAUAUCUCGACCUCAACAAGUACCCCAAUGGCCUCUGUCUGGCCCUCCUAUGGCUGCUAUGAACCAGCCUGAGGCUGAGCCAUACCGACCACCCCCCGGCAAACCAACCCAGGCCCCUCGACGGCCUCCUCGACCUAGCCAAGUUCCUUCAUUACUCGACCAGUCUCGACUCCAAGAACCGACUCCAGUAUUUCUCACCCCAGAACCCGAAGAAUACGACUCUGCUGUCCCCCCUUCUCCAUCAUCGCGAAAUACUAUCUCGAGUCUCGGAUCUGUCCCUGACUUCCCAGAACCCAGCCAAGUUCAAGUAGCCAACAGACGAAGUACCUAUCUUGGACCUCCCCCAUCGGCGAGACGAGGCGUCUCAUCAUUCUACUCACACGCGUCGUUUGUCUCGCCAAUUCCUGAAGAAAGUCUUAACUCAAGGUCGCACGAUUCAUACGCAUCAAGUGCUGCCAUGCCCGAUAGCUGGCGCGGAGGCUCUCCGGUUGGCAGUCCUUCGUAUUAUGACGACGGGGCUACUGACAGGAGCCAAGACGAAGAUUUUCAUGAUGAGAGUAAAUUGGUCCGCAGCGCUAGCAUUGGGAAACGAGGAAAGCCUUCCCUCGUCAACACGAAAUCGGUCAUUAUGGAACCUAGUUACCGGCCUGCACCAUCUCCAGUCCAACCCUUCGAUUCUGGAACUGGUUAUAUUGACGCAUCAUCAAGCUCGUCAAAUACACUCCCGCUGGCAAGGACAUCUGCCCCUGGGCAAAACCCUUAUGAUAGCCUAAGCCCAGACGCUAUUCUCGGAGCAUUUGCAGCCGCCAGUGCAACCAACCUGUCGGAGUCACAAGCGCCUGCACCAUCGCCAUCGCCUCAGCCUUAUAACCGCCUCUCAGCGAUUCGACGACCACCGAAGCUGGACAUCGAUGCCGUUCGAAAAGCGGAGGAGAGAGGCAGUAUGACAAGUUUGCCUGAUUUGAUCCGACGAGCAACUCGACUUGCAACUAUGAUUGAUCAUGGCAAACGGCCAGGGAGCCGAUUUGAUAACCUGAACGAUUUCUUCGACGACAAGGGCCAGAUGCGCGGGGGUGAUAAGGAAAACUCAGGUCUAUCGGAUAUGCUAGCAGCAUUCCCCCCUCCCGCGCAGCCGACAGGUCGACAAAGUCGCGGCUCUUGGUUCCGUACAACGUCCUGGCCUCUUGCACCUGGCCCUGGACAAGGUAACGGACCGUCGCGAAAUGGCCAGCGUGGGGGGACACCCUCGGAUGAGGGACAAGGCAAACCACGCCGGCGUUGCUGCGGCCUCCCUGUCUGGGCGUUCGUUAUGUUGAUGAUACUGCUGCUGUGCAUUAUCGUGGCUGCUGUGCUUGUUCCGCUAGAAUUCUUUGUCUUUAAGAACUUGGGAAACCACGACAAGCCUCAAUCUGCACUGGCUCAGUGUCAACAAUCACUUAAAUGUCAGAACGGUGGAACAAACAUCAUGUCUCAGGGUACUUGCUCGUGCAUCUGUACGAAUGGCUUCACGGGCUCGGACUGCAGCGUUGCGGGAUCUGAUGGCUGCACAAUGACAGACUUUGGCGGCGAUCUCAGCAAUGUGACUCUAGGAAAGAACAUUCCACGUCUCAUUGAGGACAGCGCGAAAAACUUCUCCAUUCCUCUCUCUGGUACCGCCAUCAUGGCCAAGUUGAACUCCCAGGAGCUGUCCUGCAUUGCUCAAAAUUCACUGGUCACCUUUGAUGGUGCAGCUUCGCGCAAAAGGGGACUCAUGCUGGACCAGGACAAACGCGAGGCGCAUGCCGCCUCCCUGGUACCCCGUGCACCCGAAUCCGCUACUGCCAUUGUCGUAUCUUCAGAGACUGCAAAUCCCACUAAACUGAUUGUUGAUGAAGGAAGCCCGGAGGGCGUUCCGACCACGACUGGGAGUGCAACCAAAAGCUCAAGCACAGCUGUCCCCACGCAAACACAGACUCCUACGAACAAGUUUCAGAUUACCAAUGAGGUUCUAGACUUUGCACGGGUCGCUGUACUUUUUGUUCUCCAGCAGCAGGAUCUGGAUAGCGCCCAAGACGCACAGUCUAGCAUUGAUAAGUUCUUUGCUAAGGCUCGUAAAGACGAUGGGGUGCUCGUAAAGGAGGCUGAGAAUGUCAGUAUCGGUGACAAGAAGUCAGUGGAUCUUCUGAGGUACAAGAUCACCCUUGGGUCAAGCACAGUUGGGGGGAACGUCAAACGUCAUGCCUUGCCUGUGAAAACCACUCCUGCUUACGUGUCUGUUCGGCACAGAGCAGUACACACUUGGAGACAAGGCAGAACAGAGGUCAUCAAAAAAACAUGA
Fusarium pseudograminearum CS3096 is the source of this 2562-nucleotide messenger RNA. RefSeq lists its product as uncharacterized. The transcript has 2 exons. NCBI's taxonomy places the organism in Eukaryota, Fungi, Ascomycota, Sordariomycetes, Hypocreales, Nectriaceae. The record is from RefSeq and is a predicted model, not a curated record. Bases 1 to 2562 code for a protein of 853 amino acids.